CAAAAACAAGAAGGUAAAAAUGUUACCCUUUGCUCAAGAGAACAAUGCCUCGGUACUGAAAGAAAAAUGUAAUAAAACAUUAGACAACUUUUUUGUUUAAAUUUAAUAUUUAAACAAAUAAACCGCCCUUCCCUUUGAACUUGAAUCUCAAUCAUGAAAUGUUUUGUUUCACCUCCCACCCCCCCCCCUUUUUUUUUUUUCGUCCGUUAGAAUUUGUUAUGCUAACCUAACGGCACGGCUAAGCCUAAUUCACACUAAGUGAAGUCUAAGGCAGGCAGUUCAUUUCCCUCAAGCUCAACUGAAUGGAGAAGGAAAAUAGCUACAAAUAUAAAAUUCGAGAGGUGAAAUAAACACUCACAGGGACUCCAAGACCAAGGGAGUCUGUUUUUAUAAUUUAUUGAUAUUAAUUUUAGUGCUUAAACUCAAACAGAACAGUUACUAUUUUACUUUGACUAUUCAAGUUCUAGACUCAAUUUAAAAAAAGAUAAAUAUUAAGCCCCACACAUCUAGGAUUGACAGUUUUGUUUUUCAUAAGUGUGGAAGAUUACAAAAUAUGAUAAUUAAAAAAUAUAUUAAUAAAAAAAAAAUCAAUUUACUUUUAUAUUUUAAGCUUAAAUUAAAUGAAAAUAUCAAGGGAAAAAAUGCAAAGCUAAUGGGGUAAAAUUAAAAUUUAGGUACUCCUCAGAACGGCAGUCGCAAAUUAAAAAUAAAAUCGUUUUCAUUAGAAAGUGUCCGGCUGCCAGCCUAAUAGCCGCCUAUAUUUGGUUACAUACUUUUUACUGCAAAUUUUGUUUGCAAACUAAUUAUUGCUUGUAAUAAUAUAAAAUAAACAAUGCCAUGGCUGGCAGACCGCAACCGCAUGUUCAUAUUUCAAAUAAUGUUUUGUCAGGAAACAUUCUUCAAACUUAUAACAACGUAGAAGCAGGGUUUCUUGCAGCUAUAUCUCUGCCCCCCCAUGCCCCCCCCCCCCCCCGAAAAAUCUGAAGUGCCCCACCCCCCAGGGGGAAAAUUUCUGAAAGAAACACAGCGUAGAAGGCACUGUAUGCUUUGCUUAGUGUAGCUUGCUGAACAUCGUAAAAAUACAAAACAGCAAUUCAACAGAGAUAACUUUUGUUUAUUUCUUGCAUUUUCUUUCUUUUUCUUCUUUUUUUAAAAAAAAUCUUUUUUUUUAAAAAUAUGAUGAUGAUGAUGUUGAUAAAGAUCAGGAUUUAAAAAAAAAAAGAAUACAUUUAAAUAGAACAUUAGACAUACACAAAUAUGUCACCAAUUGUGUAACCUUGACCUUAGAAACUCUAACUUUCAUCAAAAUAAUAAAAACAUAUCUACAUAUACCACCAUAUGGGGAUCCAAAAUGUAAGACCUGUUUAAUUAUAUUAUCAGACUAUAAAUUUAUCAAUAUUUUAAUUGUUUAUUUAUAAUUGCAGCCAAACAAAGUCAUGAUCAUAUCCUUCACAUACAAUAUGGAAGAUAUUAUGUAUCUAAUGAAUAAGUUAAUGGAUUUAAACAAGUAAUGAAUCCAUUAUUUAAUGGUAAGUAAAAUCACCAUUAAGUUGAUCAUUUUAUACUAAUCAUACCAUCUAUCUACUUUCUGAAUGGUCCACUUGAUUGCAAAAUUAAGGUAUGCGAAUCAGAAGCAUGCCAUUUUAAUUAUCAAACAAUCUUUUUUAAAAAAUUUGUACCAGUAAUAAACAAAAAAAAACUAUUGUUGUUGAAUCAACAGAUUCCCAUUAUCUUCAAGAACUGUCAUCAUGCCUUAUUCAGAACUUAGCUCAUUUGAUAGAGACUAGGCCUAGAGACCCCAUAGAAUUUUUAGCCCUGUCAUUGAAGCACCACAGGGUAAGAAUUAAAAUAAUAUUAUAUACCUGUCUUUGUCUUCAAAGUGUUUGUUUUUUAAAUAUUUGUAAUUUUUUUGCGGCAAAAAUAAGUGAAAUCAUUUGUUUUUGGAUGUCAUGAAGACUGAUUUUAGUGCUUGGGGAAAUUUUAAAUUGUCAUUAAAAAAGGUGAUGUAAUCUAGCACUCAUAAAAUUUUAGACUAGAAAGAAAAUUAAAUACAUAUUCUAUUGCCAAUAUAAUUCAACAAAUGAAAUAAAUAGGAGAAAAAGAAAUGUGUCUUAAGUUAACAUCUGACAUAAGACCAAUUUAUUUGCUCCAACAGAGAAUCCAUCCUAGAUUAGUCCACACUGGACAACCUACUGAUGACAAAACUGAAAAGAGUAAGAUUACUUCCCUUGCUAUAGUUUUGGAUGAGGUCUCCUGCCAACUGAGCAUAAUUUCAUCAAAAGUGACAGAAAACAAACAGGCCAAAACAAUGCUCCUCACCAACACCAAUGAAAAUGACUUGAUUGAUGAAGACAAUAUUGACUUGAAACACAAACUAUUUGUCCAUGGAGAGUUUCUAACAGACUCUGCUAUGGUGGCAGAUUUGUUUGAUGAUGAUGAUAUUUCUUGAGUCAGUGCGACAGUAAUUAAUAUUUAGCUGCUGUUUUAGUUUAUUUUGCUGGCUGUUUAAAUUAUAAACAUAAAAAGAACAGCUCAAGCCUCAAAUCUGAGAGGCAAUUAUGAAACGCAUUAAACAUAUUUGCAUGAUAAAUUUAUGAAAUUUAAUUUAUACAAGUGCACGAUAAUAUUGUAUUAUACAGCCUGUUUAUCCCAAAGGUCAGGAAGGCUUCUGUAGCCAUUUGGAUUUGCUGGCAGCCCCAGAUGGUCAGCAUUCACACCCUGUGUCUCAAUAAACUCCUUGUCCAGCCACUUAAAUUGUAAAUGUGAGGUUUUAUUAGUUGAUGUUAUUCAUAGUUAAUUUAUUAUAUGUAUAAAGUGAUAUAAUAAAGUAUGUGUAUUUCAUUUAUUUAAGCAUGAGAACCUUUAAUCAUGAGUAAUUAUGUUUAGCUUUGUGUGUGGAAAUGUUUAACUUGUAUUUAGGCUUUCUCCUUUAUUAUAUGUAACAUGAGAAUUGUAUUUAUGAAUUUUAUGUUUGUCUUUUUUAAUACAGGUGGAUUUUAUUGGCAGAAAUGGUUAUUUAAAAAAAAAUUAAUAUUCAUUAUUUUCACUUGAAUUUUUAAUUCUACUACAAUAAAAAGAUAAGUUAGCAUAUAUUGAUUUACAAAUUUCUUGUAGUAGACUUUAAAAAAAAUAUAUUAAUGUUUAGGCUAUAUAUUUAAGAGAAGUCUAGUAAAAAAUCAGCUAUCAUCAGGUUUGAAAUUUAUGUACUAAAAAAAAACCAUGCCUUUGUGAAUGUAUUAAAAUUACUCAUUUAUUGAAAAGCUAAAUUGUUUUAAAUACCAAUUAGAUUGACAAGUUAUAUGGGGAGAAAAAAAAAGAUAUUGUUAAAACUGCUAAAAAGCAAUCACAAUAAAGUGUUGCUUUACCUUGUCAGCAAAUAUUCUAAAUUUGAAGUCCAUUUGUAUUUUAAAAACUUGUGCUACAUAUUUUAAAUCUCUGUCAGUUUGCUUCUGUACAUAAUUUUAUUGUAACCUUAUUAUUAAAUCAUUGUAUAAAAAAUAAUUAAAAAGGUUCGACCUUAUUUUAAUGAAAAAAUAGAGGUAAUGUUUAGGCCUAAAAUUAAUUAUUAUCUUGAAAAGUCCUUUUGUCUAUUAUAAGUUCAGCUCCAUCACCUUCAUGUCCUACCUCAAAAUUUCUAAUGCAAUAUGUCUGGAUUGGAUGAGUAAGAAAUGAUUAGAGAGAAUUUUCAUGUUCACUUGAACGAAUGCAAGGAACCCAGAAAUAUUGAGGGUAUUUCAGAAAAGUAAAUAGAAUACCAAGUGCAAUGAAGCGGCAAGGAUUUAGUCUGUGUUCAAUAUUUACAUUUUAAAAACUUGAGUACAUGUUGGAUAAAUGGAUGGAUAGAUGUGUU
Molecule: messenger RNA, 3850 nt
Organism: Lymnaea stagnalis (great pond snail)
Lineage: Eukaryota; Metazoa; Mollusca; Gastropoda; Lymnaeidae
Source: the annotation of a GenBank genome assembly